ACAGAACACACACACACGGAGCAACGCAGCGGUGUGGACAACAGCGUGCUAAGCUCCCAUGUGUCGCCGUUCUCGUAGCAAGCAGCAGCAGCAGCAGCCGCGUCUGUUUACGUCUAACACGAGUAGUCACUAGGACGGCAUCAGCGGGCGUAGAACAGACACAUGGAGGGAACGCGGAGCGGGGAGAGGCUCGCAGCAUAGACGCAUAUGGUGUUUGUGUCCCGUGUUAAAAAGACAAGGCAGUUUAUCGUAUGCGCUCAUUACAAUAGCCUCGUUGCGCAUUUGGAUGCCGAGCGUUUGCGGAGCCGCUGCGUUUGUACGUAGCGGAAUGAAGUAUACAGAAGGGACGUCGCAGAUUUAAAGAACGCAGAUCGAAGAAAGAAGCGUUGACAGCGAGGAGAAGAAUCAACAGCUUCUUCUGCUGUCCCCGAAGGAGCGGGGUUAUUGGAUGUGCUCCUCUGAAGAAUGGCUGGAGGCUUGGAGUGAUCUUGCAAGUGAUGUUGGGGCUGGCUUCUCGCAGCUUUGCUCAUCUGGUGUUUACCAAAGGAGGCAUUCGUCGCUUUUUUUGCAAGAUGAGUUAUUGAGCAAAAAAAAAGCCCCACGUUCAUUGCGAGACCCGACGGUCAAUUUGAUGAGCGCUUUGAUUUGAUGGCUGUAGAAUUGUCGGUCAUCGAUACGAGCAAAGGGGUUUGGGGGAUCCUUCCAGGCGUGUGAAGAGCGAGAGUGGACAUUUAAAGCUCAACUUUCAUCUCUGAGAGCUGAGUUUGGUUUUUGUCUCUGGAGGUGGCAAGAGAAGACCGUGGGAAGCUGUGACAAGUUGCAAUUUCUUGCCCAGUCUCAUUCUGAAAGUGACAUCGGGGACUAUCGAUUUGCGUGGAGUUUCCUUAAAGAAAGAACGAAUAUCCGUGGUCUCAUCUCAUGAGUUGAAUCUCCAUCUCUGCACAACUUUAAGGAGGCGUGACGAGAAGGGGGCAUUGAGAGAUCUUGGCCUCAUUUGAAUCCAAGCAGUCUGCUUUAGGAAAUCUGAAGGUGGAGUGAGCAGAGGGGAUUACAUCUGACCCAGGGACUUGGUGGGAACCUUCUACAAGACAUUUGGAAGAAGACUGCUGGAGGACACCGAAUAUUGAGGACAGCCUUGCCGGACCUGUUUGGACAACUUGUACAGAAGAACCCUUUACUUGGCCAAGUUGGCUUGUCGGUGACAGCAGUCGGUGGUGUUACGCGCCAGAGGGCACACGCAAGAAGGUUGACACUCAACUCGGGUCCUGGUGCCUUGAAGAUUUGGGAGUUGGCUGGAGAACGGGAGGGGAGGGGGUGUCCAUUUGGCUACCUUCGCUGGCACAUGGUCGCCGCCACCACCACCACCACCACGGUCGUUGUUCUUCCACGUUAACCAUGAGCGCGGCGGCCAAAUUCAAGAAGGAUAAGGAGAUCGUGGCAGAAUAUGAAGCGCAGCUUAAAGAGAUCCGGGCGCAGCUGGGCGAGCAGCUCAAGUGCCUGGAGCAGCAGACGGAGAUGCGAGCGCAGCUCCUCCAGGACCUGCAGGACUUCUUCCGCAAGAAGGCAGAGAUCGAGUUGGAGUACUCGCGCGGCCUGGAGAAGCUCGCCGAGCGCUUCAUGGCCAAGACGCGCAGCUCCAAGGACCACCAGCAGUUCAACAGGCGAGAUCAGAACCUGCUGUCACCCGUCAACUGCUGGUACCUGCUGCUGAACCAGACGCGGCGCGAGAGCCGGGAUCACGCCACGCUCAGCGACAUCUACCUCAACAACGUCAUCGUGCGCUUUGGACAAAUCGGCGAGGACUCGCAGCGCCUCUUCAAAAAGAGCAAGGAUAUUGGGGUGACAUUACAAGAUGACUUGCUCAAGUACAUCAGUGAGCUUAACACAGUGAUCAAGACGUACCACAUGUACCACGCGGAGAGCCUCAGCGCCGAGAGCAAGCUGAAGGAUGCCGAGAAGCAGGAGGAGAAGCAGUUCGGCCGCACCGGCGACCCCGUCUCCUAUGCCUUCCGCGCCGACGAGCGGCACCAGCGCCGCAGCUCCGUGCGCAAGAUGGAAAAGAUGAAGGAAAAGCGGCAGGCCAAGUACUCGGAGAACAAGCUCAAGUCCAUCAAGGCACGCAACGAGUACCUGCUCACGCUGGAGGCGAUCAACUGCUCGGUGCACAAGUACUACAUCCACGACAUCUCCGACCUUAUCGACUGCUGCGACCUGGGCUACCACGCGAGCCUGAACCGCGCACUGCGCACGUACCUCUCGGCUGAGUACAACCUGGAGAGCUCACGCCACGAGGGCCUCGACGUCAUCGAGAACGCCGUGGACGGCCUCGACCCGCGCAGCGACAAGCUGCGCUUCCUCGAGACCUACCACACCUUCUUCUGCCCGCCCACUAAGUUCGAGUUUCAGCCACACAUGGGGGACGAGGUGACCCAGGUGAAUGCCCAGCAACCGGUGCAGCUUGAAUUGGUGUCGCGCUACCAGCAGCUGCAGUCGCGCUUGGCCACUCUGCGCAUCGAGAACGAGGAGGUGAAGAAGACGAUGGAGGCGACCCUGCAGACCCUGCAGGACAUGGUGACCAUCGAGGACUUUGACAUGUCCGACUCCUUCCAGCACAGCCGCUCCACCGAGUCUGUCAAGUCCGCCACCUCGGAGACGUACAUGAGCCGCCCCAACGUGGCCAAGCGGCGCGCCAACCAGCAGGAGACCGAGUCCUUCUACUUCAUGAAAUUCAAGGAGUUCAUGAAUGGAAGCAACCUUAUAACCAAGCUGCAGGCCAAGCAUGAUCUCAUCAAUAAAGCCCUUGGAGAAAGUGCCAAGGGUGAUUUUAACUCCUUCAGAGGACGGAGAAACUCGCGCUUUAGAAGCCAGGACACUGGACAGGUCAUCCCCUUGGUGGUGGAGAGCUGCGUUCGGUUCAUCAACCUCUACGGCCUUCAGCACCAGGGGAUUUUCCGUGUCUCAGGCUCACAGGUGGAGGUCAAUGACAUCAAGAAUGCGUUUGAAAGGGGCGAAGACCCUCUGGUGGAGGACGAAGACAGCCAUGACAUCAACUCGGUGGCUGGAGUUCUGAAGCUUUACUUCCGUGGCCUCGAGAAUUCCCUCUUCCCCAAGGAGAAGUUCCACGACCUGGUCAUGUGUGUCAAGAUGGAGAACCUGUACGAGAGGGCCGCUCACAUUCGCAAGAUUAUUCUCACUCUGCCUCGCUCCACCAUCGUGGUGAUGCGCUACCUCCUCGCGUUCCUCAACCACCUGUCGCAGUUCAGUGAUGAGAACAUGAUGGACCCGUACAACCUGGCCAUUUGCUUCGGGCCGACACUCAUGCCCGUGCCCGAGGGACACGACCAGGUGUCCGUGCAGGCCCACGUCAAUGAGGUGAUCAAGACCAUCAUCAUCCACCACGAGGGCAUCUUUCCGGGGUCCAAGGAGCUGGAGGGGCCCAUCUACGAGAAGUGCAUGACUGGCGAGGAGGAGUACUGCGACAGCCCCCACAGUGAGCCUGGCACGAUGGAGGAGGCAGACCAGGACACGGGGACAGAGCCACACACCAGCGAGGAUGAGUGUGAACCCAUCGAGGCGGUCGCCAAGUACGACUACACGGGCCGCUCUGCGCGUGAGCUCAGCUUCAAGAAGGGCGCGUCGCUGCUCCUCUACCACCGCGCCUCCGACGACUGGUGGGAGGGGCGGCACAACGGCGCGGACGGCCUCGUGCCGCACCAGUACAUCGUGGUGCAGGACGCGGACGACACUUUUUCCGAUAGCCUGAGCCAGAAGGCGGACAGCGAGGCGAGCAGCGGGGUGCUCCUGGACGAUAAGGUCUCCUCCAAGAACGACGUCGGCUCUCCCACGGAGCGGCUCGCCGAGCUGUGCGUGGGCCACAUGGGCGGCAGGCCGAAACGCUCGUCCGAGGGGGUGAUGCCACCCACUGGCUCCCGCAGGCAGAGCAGGAACGGGGAGACCCACAGCCCCGUGAUGGGAGUGGGCAUGGGCGGGCCCCACAGCGGAGCUCCGCCGCUGGGCUGCGGCUUCCUCAGUGAGGUGCCUCCCCGCUCCACGUCGAGCCCCGGCAGCCCCCGCCGUCCGCCUCCUGUGCGCAGCAGCAGCAGUAGCGGCGUCAUGAUGGGAGUGUCCGGGCUGGCAGUGUCGGAGAGCCCGGAGAAACGUCGUGCCGGCCUCGGCUACGGAGUGGCGGUGCAUGCCGUCUCCGUGCCAGGCCUGCCGGCCAUCGGACUCGGCCGUCCCGACCGUGGCGCCGUGCGCUGCCCCCCGGGCGUGCCGCCGUUAGCGAUGACGGCGGUGUCUGGGGUGGGGGGUGCGCACCCCCACAUGGUCACCGACAGCCCGCCCGUGCGGAGAGUCGGGGGCCGCCACAGCAGCCUCUCGGACAAGUCGCUGGACGCAGAGGCAAUCGCACAGUCACAGUGUUUGUGUUGGGACCAGGACAUCGAGGAGACGCUCAAUUCUGCCCUCAACGAGCUGCGCGAGCUGGAACGCCAGAGCUCGGCGAAGCACGCGCCCGACGUGGUGCUGGACACCCUCCCAGGCGGCCCGCUACCCCCGCCGCUACCGCCUCCCUCCGCCUCCCCCUCCUCCCCCUCUCCCUCCGCCGCCUGCGCCGCCGCGACCCCCGGCUCGGCGUCUCACGCGCACGGCCACGGCCACGCGCACGGCCACGCGCAUUCGCCGUCGGCCUCCUCCGAGCCGCCCAGCCCGCUCCGUGUGGCGCAGCUAUCGGAGCGCCGAGGGCCGCCUGCCAGCACCGGGCAGCUGCGCCGCAGCACGAGCACCAACACGGGCGGCGGCGGCGGCACGGACAUUUUGUCGACGUUCAAGCCGGGAUCGCAGGCUCAGCCUCACCCGCCCGCGCUCAGGCCUAAGCCCUCGGCCGCUCACGGACGCCCCGGAGCCGGGUCUCCUUCAUCGGCCGGACCCGGGGCGGCUGUUGGAGGCGCGCAGCCCCCGCCCGGAGCAAAGGGUUACCCGGGCGGGCCCGGCGAUCGGUCGUGCACAAUGUAGGCGGGGUGCGGGUUGCUGAGCUGAGACACGCACAAGCGCGGGCAGCUGAUCCGCGUCUCGCCGGAGACGGAACGGACAAAGGACGAACGGCGUCACGUCGUAGGGAAGCGUCGACUGUGACGGAAUUGAAUUUGUACAAGUUGUUUGCGUUAAGUGUUGUUUGUGAGAAUGACACUCUCUGGAAUAGUAUAUGAGUAGGUCAAGUCAGAGUCUCCUCGCUCAAGUGAGUAUGGAGCAGUGCUCAUCUCCGUUGGCAGACCUGAGCCAUUGGUGGAAAUUCCACAUUGCUAUGGUGAUGAUCAGUCACUGCAUAGGAAAACCACUUUUGACUGAAAAUAAAAUCAUACUCAUCAACCCUGGUAGGGUUGUGGUUGAGAAAUAUAUAUAUGUAUAAUGAUGAUGACACCAUGCAUUGUAUGCCUGAAGUGCAUGCCUCUUAGUACAGCAUAAAACCCGAAUGUGAGCCAGCAUUGACGUUCAGUAAAUAAAUGCGUGCCAAGUUAGACUAUUGAAAGCCCUCAUAUGGAGUUGGAGAAGUUGGAGUACUUUCCAUGUGCCAUUAAGCCAAGGGAAAAAACAGAAGCACACAGACCGUAUUGUUUGACAGGGAUUUGUUCUAACAUGCACACAGCUUUGCAACGUUGGUAAUUAAAAGCAUGCAUAUAUCUAUAAAUAUAUGCAUUGCUUUUAUGUAUGUUGGUCAAAACAAAUACAUUUUAUCUGCUUUUCUGAGAUGUGUCACGUGCUUUGUUCUUGCAGCAUUUUGAGGUCUAGGUGUCUCCCCGCUCAAAUGAUAUAUGGACAGUCCUCAUCUCAAUUGCAUGCUCUCAGCCAGUGGUGAAGUAAUUCCACGUUUCUUUGGAGUGGGCCAGGAUUUCCAUAGGACAUUUUGACUUCCGACAAAGUGGAUACCAGGUUGUUUUUUUUUAUUAAAUCCAGAGGGAUAAUUAGGUGAGUAAACCACAUACUGGGAAUUGAACUGUCAACCUGACAUUUCUAGCACUCUAACCACAACACCACUCAGCCAACAGUAACAUUGGCAGCUAUGACGUUGCAUUAAGUGAUUGACCAUCGUAGUAAUACAUUGGUAGCCGCACGUUAUAGACCAGUAUUGGCCAUUAAUGAUGGAGAAAAAACACUGAGUGGCUCUAAAAGAGUACUCUUUGGGUUAUGUUAAACGCGAAAUUUCUAAAUUCAGCAAUAUUAGGCCGCAAUCUAGUACAGUCUGUACAGCAUCUCUUCUGAUAGUCGGUCUCUGAUGUACUGCAUUCCUGCUCAGACAUCUACGUCUAUAAUAUUACCUCUUCAGCGUAUGAGUAGAUAUCUGCAUAUAUACUCGAGAGCACCAAACAAAAUUGGUCGGAUAAAAAAAAGGAUGGAUAAAAAAAGUAGGUUGAGUGUUGGGCCAUUGCGACUGAACUGUUGAGAAUGUACAUGAGGCAAGUGUACAGUGACCUCCGAUUCAAUGCGAUUAUAAAUUGGGAAUGGUGAAACGCUCUUGGCUUCAUGUUGUGCGGAGGGCUGGUGGCAAAGGCAAGCCGUAGGAGUUGCGCUCAGAAGUCCACGAUCGACAGGAAAGAGCUUGAACCCGAAAUUGUGUGGGAUAGCCAAAGAGCAGAGACCAUCGAGGGUAAUGUUUCGACUCGGCAGAAGGAAAAUGUGAUGUCGAGGCACGGUGGCAUCUUGCCUUUGAAUGAACGUGUAAUUGCUCAGUCCGUAUGUCAAGCCACGGUUUCUUGAAAUUGUGAGUGGAGACGUCUGGAGAGCACGAAACUAAAGGCCGCAGGAAUGAUUCUAGGAUGGUAAUAUUGCCACCUGCAGCUAUACAACAUUGUUUUACCUAGAACUCUUGUUCUAUACAUAAAAAAACGUUAUCUUCGCAAUAACCUGAAGGGAAAACAACAUUGUGUGGUUGUGUUAUAUACGGUAAUUAAUAAGGUUACUGUUUACACUCCAAACAGCAUUGUAUGUGUUGGUAGGCUUCGCAGUAAACCCUUGUACUGGUGUAUAGAUUUAUACAGUUAUUUUGUUUUACCCUUAAUGACAUUUGAGAACUUGUUGAGCUCAGAUCUCCCUUUCAAAAGUGAUGUUGUCACUGGCUUCUUAAUCCCAGUCUUGGGUAAUAAUUGAUAUAUGGUAUAUAGGAUGUUCAGAGUAAUUAUAGGUGUGUAGGGUUAAUUUGAAACCAGAAUGUCCUGAACAUCGUCUAUAUUUGCUUCAAUGUAUUUUAAUGUUUGAAAACAACUGCAUGAAUGUGGAAAAUCAGACAGAAUGUAACGGAGCUUUUUUCGAAAAUUUUAAAAGCCAGAUUGCCCGUAUACCGCAAUGCAAGACUACAGCGCCAUCUAUUGGGUAUAAGUGUGACUACAAGUACCUUGUACAAGUACCUUGCAAUUAUCUUAAAAGACAGGUACCAGUAAUACCGUGAUAGUUCCUGAUUUCCAUUGUGUAAUUAAAUUGUCGGUACUGCACGUAGUAUCGGUGGGUUGCUUUCUUGCGAUUGAAUUCAUGUCAUAAUUCUAAGAUAAUUCGAAAAACAAACUGAGGGUAUGAUCUCAGAAGUCUGAAUCAUUGUGGUGACAGAAGGCAAUGAAUAUUCGGGGAAUAUAUCAUUGUACAAAACCUUAAGUCAAGCAUAGCAACAUACGGUACCAUAUGUUGAUCUUAUUAAAGUAAUCGUGUCAGCCAGUAAACAGACUUGCUUCUUGCAAAUGCUAACACGAGAAUACAUUAUAUUACAUAGGAGCAGGAUAUUAUUUAUCCUCCAACAUUUCCCAGGACCCACCGAUCCACAGGGCGCUGCUCCAGUCCGUCAAGUACGGAAAUGGGAUUUUCUUUUCCCCCCAGAGCUCAGCGCUGGACAGCUCCGGCUAAAUUUAAGACCUGCCUGUAAGUAAUUGGAAAUCAAACUGAUAACUUUUUGGAGUAACCCUCCCCCAAACACUGACAUUUCUCUCUCGCGAGUAAGCAGACAAUCCUAGUAACGUGACACGUCAGCUCAGACGGGCUACGUUGUCGGUUGCAGGUUAAAACGAGUCGUCGCGGACACUUGCAGGAAAGCACACGUGUUUCGCUUGGUGACUGCACGCAGUUUUUAAGCGCUGAAGUGUUUUUGAGUGCGAACGGCCUGCAACGAGGGACAUCUAGCAGUGGGCUUGUGGGAUCUGUGUAUUGUCUUACCAGGGGAGCAAGGGACCAUGUUGCGGCAUGGGUAAACACAUCUGUUGUUGGACAUGCUGUUUUACGUACAAUAUAAUCCCGCAAUUAUACUGCGCGAUCUUACGUGUGAUGAUUAUGACGGUGAUGGCAGUGUAAAUGUCGUGCACGCCUGUGAUGAUUACGGAUGGCUUUGUGUCGUGUGUGCGUGCCGUGUGCGCGUUUGCAACGAGUGCUUUUUUGAGCGUGUGUGCCGUAAUUUUAAACAGUAUCCAGGUUAUGACCUUUUUUUUACCGAACGGCAAUAAACAUGACGUGGAAAAGCUGCCAAGCCAUUUCACGCACUACGUAACUGCAAUAUUUAACAUUGACACCACCAUAAUCACAAGAGAUCACGUAAUGUAUCCACCGCCCAAUCAAAUAAUAGUAAAUUAAAUCUAUACGACAUUCCUCACUCUGUGGGAUAUCCAAACAAUUUUAAUUGAGUAAUAAAUUGAGCAAGAAUGGGGAGCUAGCUGCUCACCUCUGUUUAUAGCCGUGUCAGUGAUUUAAAGUCCACGUUGCUAUGGAGGGGGGGGGGGGGUCAGCUGUCACUCUAUAGAAUGACCACUGUCAUCCUCUCACGAAGUACCAACUCUGGGACGAUUACGGGCCAAUUUGAAAUCCCCCUUUACACCGUGAGCAAGCUACCAAGUUGCAUGACUUACGAUUACAUUCAUCAUAAGGUUGAAUUAUAGUUUUUUUGUGCGACCAGAAGGAUUAAAUUAAAUUCCUUGGCUUCGUAAUCUUUUGAACUCGAAAUAUUCGGAUGCAAUUCGAGAUCUCUCAAACGGUGUAUCUAUAGGAAUGUUUAAAAUAUAUAUAUCCAAUUAUCACAAAAGGGUGUUUGACGUGUGUAACUGUCUAAAAAAGUGAAUUCUGACAUCACGCAUCAACAUGGAAUGUAAUCUUACCUUGAGGCAAAUCUUCACCCCCACAGCAUUCACCUGUAGCUUUGAUCCUCAUUGACACUGGUAUAUUAACUGCAAUGCGUCUGAUUUCACAACGUACACUGCAUUUAGAUAUAUGCAUGCAGCAGCUGUUUGGUUUACACCGGUAUACAACGAUCAUUUUGCUCUCCAAAUACUAGUUAUUAUUACCCUUUGUGUUUGGGGUUAAGGGAGUAACAUAGGUCCUUACCACGUGGGCUGAUUGAAAAGGUUGAAACUGAAAAGACAUUACAUUGCGUUUAAAAAAAAAACGUGCUGGCAUGUUUUCACGUUAUACCAAUAAACUGUGUAAGUAUAUAUGCAUGAGAGGCAGUCGUUAGACUUCGAGAGGAAAGACAAAGCGAUACCAAGAACAUGACACCCACACCAAGCAAACGCUCGUCAUAGUAAAACCGCUUCUAAUGUUGUACUAAUUAAACAACAAUGCGUCCAUUUAUGUUGAGGGCAACUGUCGUGAUGAGUUGCGUGGCGGGAGCGUGCCUACGUUUCAAUCGUCGCAUCUCUCGCACAUUGCGUCGUCGUAUGCUCGUGCCUGCAAGCAUACGCGCGUCUGGAGAUGCGCGCGCAGAGGACAGACGGGACAGAAAUUGAAUUUGCUCGUCCGUCGCAUGACGGAUGAGUGGGUUGGCAAUGGAUACGGCAUGGGUGAUGCUUCGUGUCCCAUUGCUUGCGUCCGCGUCGUUGUUGCAACCCCCCCCGCUCUCACCCGCACCAUCUCGACGCUGCUUUGGAGCGGUUACAUUUCAGCGUUGUACAUUUGUGAAUAGAUGCGGCCGUUGUGGUGGUGGUGAUGGUGGUGUGUGUGUGUGUGCUGCAGUGGUGGGUGCGUCUCUACCUACCCGCUGGGAGCCGGUAGUGAACGCGAUCGCAUACUAUACGCUCAUAACGAUGUUACGAUUAUACCCAAACUGGAACAAGUUAUUGUGGCCGAUGAAUGAUAAGUAUAAUAUGGUCCUGUUGCAUAUGGUGUAUUUUAAGAUGUGUAAUAUGUUUUUAUCAUUUUGUCACCAUUAUUACUAUUAACAUUUAUUUUUUACACUCGUAAAAUUAUUUUUCCUCGAACUAGACGAAGUGCCUUGUGUGUGAAUGGCUUUUCUGAGCAUCCGUGUGUUCUAUGCAUCGCACUGCAAGGAUAGAGAUCUUAAACGCCACUUGCUUUCAGUGCGCCCUGAGCCAGCCGUUUUCUCGUCUUGCCCUCACUCGUUUUGUGUUCCGUAUCCUCAUCGCGGUAGCCUCGUUUUUUUCGCAGCGUUUAGUUUGCCAAAACACGAAAAACACUUUUUGGUUUAAUGUAUAGCAUCGCAAUGAUUAUCUUUAAUAGUGGCCCUAAAAAUCGGUGGUGCAAAUUCCACUUUCUCGUGACGGUGGGCCAUUCUCACCGUAGGAGGGCACUGCUCUCCAAAAAGAUGGUACUCAUUUUAUUCAUCCUGGAGGUUAUAGAAUAUUAACUUAAUUUCGACUGACCACAGCUCCCAUCUGGCUGGUUGAUAACAGCACAAUAUUACCACUUAAACUUUGAAUAAAAAUGUGUAUUGCAUGGGUUUUGCCUCAGGAAUGGGGGACGUGGGGGGAUGGUGGGAGGAAAAUUCCCUUGGCUAGAGAAUUAAUUGGCCACUCUUGGGGAUUUAGCCGGGAUGUCAUUAUCAAUAUCAUUUAUCCUUAUCAAGGAGUCUCGUGGGAUCAUAAGUGUCUAUGUUAUUUAGAUGGGGACUCAUUUUCACAUCCCAUACAAUGAGAACGUACCUCUGUGGUACAUUUAUCAGUAUCGUCUUAGUAGGACAGUGAAUGACCUCCAGCCCAAAGGCAGACUGUGAGUCAAGCACUUUGACCACAGUGCCACUAGGCAAAAUAUAAAUGUCCCAACACAGCUAAACUUGUCCAUAUUAACCAGUUUAAAGGAGUGGUUGUAUUUAAUUUAACGUUGUGUAUUAAGAGGUGUGCAUGAGUCUUGCACACUUGUUAAAUGAUAACAUCAAUUACAUUAUACAAUGCUAGUUGAAUACUCAUUUACAGAACUCUCCUAGUGACCAGACCUGGGCAUUCUGGAAUACCCACAGUGGUUAUGGAGUGGCAUUUAAAUACUACCUUGCAGUGUGUGUGUGUGGCAUUAACCUUGGUCUGAUAGCUACGACAUAAACCGCCAACAGCAAACAUAGAGACAUGUUAAAAAAGUAUAUUUUUUGUUUUAUAUGGCAGCUUUAUGUGUGUGUGUGUGACGAAUUCACAUAUUGCUCGUAAAACAAGAUAACGCGUUAAGUGAUUCUCCAAUACAUAUUGCUCAUGACUUCUGGAACCUGUGGGUGUAGUGUUUUUAAAGAGAGUUCCCUAUAAUAGAUGAUUCAUAUAAAUAUGGUAAUGUACUUGAACUGAAGCACAUUACCCUAAUGCUGACAAUGUUGCAAAGGGUGUUGCAAAUUUUACUUUGCAAUGCUAUCAUCAUUCAUAGUGGAGUUGGCUUGAUUCAGUGCCAUCUAUAAAUAUAUUUGUCGCUAUUUAAAUGAGGGUUUGAUUAAAAGUCGGAAAGCAUUCUCUGGUAGUGUCACCUCGCUGAACUAGUCCAAACUUUGAGACAGACAUCGGGAAAAUCAAGUCCAAGGUACAUGAUUGAAUAGAAAACAAUUUCUCACCCUCUCCCAAUAUGGAAAUGUUUUCAAACAUGACAAUGUUUUGAGAAACUGCUCAUAUAAAUAUCUAAAUAUUACCUAUGCUUACAUAAGUUCGCAUAACAAGCUUGAAUGGGGGCAGGGACCACGUAUAAACUUUAGACAGUAAAGUGAUAAGCAUGAAAGUAGGAUUUUGGGCUACGUACUCUAAAAUAUAUGACUACAUUUUCAACAUCAUAACUUUUGCAAUGGGUCCAUGAUUAGAAGGUGGAAAAAUUCUAUUUUCAUUAAUAUGCAUGACUAAUGAUAACCCAACAUCUAUGACCAAUAUCCGAAAGGACCUCAUAGUUUCAUGCUACAUAAGCGUCGUGGCUCAGCCUAUGAGAACACAAGAGAUAUUUAGUUUCUUGAAACAUUGUAUCGGAAAACCUGGUUUUUGGCUGCUGUAUGGGCAGUAGCAUGGAAAGAAGUGGCACCGUCUAGUAUAGUAACACUCAGGAAUUAGGCUCUUGACAAGUGAAAUGUAUCGAUAGAUGUUCAAUAUUUUUGGCCAACAAAUGGAAUCUCUGGAAUUUCACUGGCUAAACUGGGAAAUCCUACACUUGUACCACUUUGAAGUGGCCUAAGAAGAAGCCUCUUUAGGCCACGAGCCUGGAACAGAUAUUUUCACUCGUCAGUAACACCUUAGGUGGCAUUACAUUCAGUGGUUCCAGUGUAUUUUUGUGGACGACUG
Molecule: messenger RNA, 12494 nt
Organism: Lethenteron reissneri (Far Eastern brook lamprey)
Lineage: Eukaryota; Metazoa; Chordata; Hyperoartia; Petromyzontiformes; Petromyzontidae
Product: SLIT-ROBO Rho GTPase-activating protein 1-like
Biological process (GO): signal transduction
Molecular function (GO): protein binding
Source: RefSeq, a predicted model, not a curated record